AUGUUUAAUAGAAGAAGACGGUCUAGACAGUCAACAUCAUAUACUGGAGUCAAUUCACCACGUGGUACUGAAAGGCAACCCAGUUCUGGUGCUUUGGCUGCAGCUUCGGUGAUUGGUAAAGCAUUAAAGCAGAAUGGAAAUAAUCCGGUGGGAAUGAAACUUCCUCCGCAUCAAAAUUCCAGGAAAUUCGGUGGCAUGUCCAGAACUUUAUCCAUGAAUAGCAAUAUGUCACGCCGUAACAGUUUACAAACCAUUUCGAGUGCGAAUCGUAAGCGACUCGAGGUCAGAAAGCUUUCAAAUAGUUCAAGUAUGUACAAUUUGAGCUUGAGAGAUCGCCGUUCGAUUUCAGACUUCUCGGAGUACAGUUCGCAAGUUAGCAGAAGCAGGGCAAGGCAGAUUAAGGAGCCGACAUAUUAUAAAAAGGUGAAGAAAUGGGUUCCUUCAAAGCGUGGACUCGUCAGUGUUGAAGUAAUGGUUCCUGUCUCUGAAAAGCAAGAAAAAGGCUCACGAACCGUUACACCACAAACAGAUCGUACUUACUCGUUGAGUGUGGGCACGUACAGCCGUGUACGGCAAGCAAAUCGAACUCCUACUAGGAGUAGGCCAAUUAGCAUGAUGUCACCUUCUCAUGUUCGGAGGUUAGAGAUGACGGAGUUUGACUUUGAGCCUUCAAUUCCAGAAAGUUUGGAGGAGGUCCAGGAAGAGGAUGAAGAGAUAAAGACUAGUGUCCAGGCUGCGAGAGAGUACUCUAUGGCUAAGCUCACUAAUUCUCCAAUAAAAAGGAAGGUGGAUAAUAUAGAGACUAAUACAACCAAUCGGAAUGCAAUUUUGCCAGAUGCAGAGAGCCAUCCAAGGGACAUUGAAGGGUCGUCUGAAACCGAGAAAGUCACAGAGAAGGAUGAGUCUGUAAGUUCCGAUAGUCAUGAACAGGAACACAAUUAUGGUACUGUUCGUCCGCAAAUAACGGAGAUAACUGCAUCAAAUGACAGUUUGGCUAAGGGUCAAGAAUUAGAGAUAGUUAACAGCUACACGACACCCGGUGAUGAAAACAUUGAUGAACAUUUGAAGGAGAGUGUCGAGAAUUCUUUGGUUGCAGAGGAUGGCAUUUUGCCAAAUGGGCAAAAUGAGCAGGCUAAGGUAUCCGAGUCGGAUGAUAAAGUAAUUGUACAGAAAGACGGUACGGACAAGGAGAAAUCCGGUGACAAUGAAUCUACGCAACAAACUAAUGGGAAGGAAGUUGUACAUCGAAAGCAGAAAACUAAUGUAAGCACUACCUCUGAUAGAAAGUCUGUGAAACCAACCGUUAAUCCAACGUCUAUGGCACAACAAAUGAGGAAAACACUCGGCAUUAAUGAGCUUUCUUCUACUGGGGAAGACCGUAUAAAAUUAGCAUCAUCGUCAAUUGUGAAGCGUCACUCUGUAUUGAAGAAUUCAGAGGAUGGUCAGGAAUAUUCUUCAUACAACGCAAAGGGUAUCACAGGUCCAUACUUAUCACUUGCAACUGCCGAAAACACGAGGCGUAAUGCGAUGGGCUCGUCACCAUCACCAAUGCGAAUAAAUUCUAUGUACACUACGCCUGUGCGCUCCCAUCAUACCAAUGCAAAAUUGUCAGGAUCACCUGUUAUGCUAACAUCUCUUCGUGCACCAAAGCCCAAAAACUCUUCCUCGAGAAACCACAUGCUGUCUUUAAGAUCACCUGGUUCGGUACCUGAUAGGAGUCUUUUUGUGCAUUCGCAUCCUUCGGUUCAUUUGUCUGCUGCUAAAGUGGCAGUAGAGCAAUACUACGGUGAGGAUGUUCUUCAUAAAAGAAAGCCUGUACCAAAGCAGAGGCCUAAAUCAGUUGCGCAAAUUAAGGCUGAAGAACUUCUUAAAAAGGCCAAGUCCAGACCUCCAGUCCGGCUUGAAACUGUCUUUAAUCCAAACACGGAAAAUUAUAAUGAGUUGAAGAGAAGCAGUUCGUUUGAAGGUAGGCGUCAUGAUAAAAAAGAUGAUACCAUUCACAAGAGGCUUACAUUGAGAGAUUUACCCGACGAUUAUGCUCAAGCAAGUGACAGUCAGUUUGUUUCAUCUUCCAAUUUCAAAUCACGAAUUCCAGAUUCUGAUGAUGAUGAUGAUGACUUCAACGAGGACUCUGUAUAUUCUCCGAAAGUCAAAAGUCAUCAUCCACCACAACAGCCUCAACUUAUGCUGAGUCAGAUUGAUGUUCCUCAGAAGAAACAUCACAGACACUUUAAAUUGUUUGGGCACCAUCACCAUCAUGAUUCAUAUGAGGGUUCAAUGAUAAAGGAUGAUUAUGCUCGACAUGAUUCGAAAAAGAAGAAGAGAUUUAGGAAAUUCAAGAAAUUCUUUUCGACCAGCGGCUGA
Messenger RNA from Brettanomyces bruxellensis, 2364 nucleotides. RefSeq lists its product as uncharacterized. NCBI's taxonomy places the organism in Eukaryota, Fungi, Ascomycota, Pichiomycetes, Pichiales, Pichiaceae. Bases 1 to 2364 code for a protein of 787 amino acids. The transcript has a single exon. The record is from RefSeq and is a predicted model, not a curated record.